GCCACUUGUGAGUGAUGCACCCUGCCGGAAUAUCCUCGGGAGAAUUCAAUCUCUGGGACUGGGUGCAUUCAUUUAUUUCAGCUCAGCGAAGGUAGACUGUUGGGGGAAUCGUUAUUAUUUUUGGAAAUGGCUAGCCUGGACUCCUUACCUACCUCGCGUGGGUCGCGUAAUCUGGGGGUAGUUAUAACCGGCCAUGUUGUUUUGUCCUACACCCAUCGGUAGAGUCGAGCGUCGUGAUGGGCCCAACGUUGAGGGCUUGGCUGCUCGCCGUGGUGCAUGUCGUCGCCGUCCAGUCACUCACCAACUCGACGUCUUCGUUUUCGUUUUCUGGGGUGCCGAGUAGUGCAGUGAGCCCAACUAACACCUCAACGGGCACCACCGCAAGUUCGAGCUCUUCAUUCUCAACGGUGACCUCAGUCACUACCACCUCUACAACACCAGCUUCUGUCGCUACCGAGACUGGCCCUCUCACUUGGCCCAUUUCAGAGUAUCCCUUCACUCCUUUCCCAACUCCAACCUUUGCUCCCAUCCCACCUAUAUUCCCCGAAACAGAUCCUCUAAACCCUCCCCCAGUCAGUUCAGACUUUAAUGUCGUGCCGGACUUCGCUCCUGCAUGGGCAACUGCAUACGAGAAAGCAAAAUCAAUGAUCGCCAACUUCACCAUCGAACAGAAGGUCAAUAUAACCACUGGCGUUGGAUGGAUGAAUGGCCUUUGCGUUGGGAACAUCCCUUCUGUCGCCGAGUUCCCCGGAUUGUGUCUUCAGGAUUCGCCUUUGGGCGUGCGGUUUACUGAUCUUGUAACCACAUUCCCCGCUGGCGUCACUACUGCGUCUACGUGGAAUCGCGCCUUGAUUCGUGCGCGUGGCCUAGCAUUAGGUCAAGAAUUCCACGCGAAAGGUGUCAAUAUUGCCCUUGGACCAAUGAUGAACAUGGGUCGUGUAGCACAAGGCGGGCGCAACUGGGAAGGCUUUGGUGCAGACCCCUUCCUCACCGGUGAGGCGGCGUACGAGACAAUUCUUGGCUUGCAACAAGCCGGUGUUCAAGCCACGGCGAAGCACUACAUCAACAACGAGCAAGAGUGGAAGCGUACUCAGGAGUCGUCCAACGUCGACGAUCGUACUGAACACGAGAUCUACGCGCACCCGUUCUUGCGUUCUGUCAUGGCUGGCGUUUCAUCCGUGAUGUGUUCUUAUAACCUCGUCAAUGAUACCUAUGCUUGCAACAACUAUAAAAUCCUCAGCGAUAUUUUGAAGCGCGAGUUUGGUUUCCAGGGCUACGUCAUGUCUGAUUGGGCUGCCACUAUGAACACACUCUCAGCGGUGGCAGGUCUUGAUAUGACUAUGGCCGGUGACAUCACCUUGGGAUCCGGCACGACAUACUUUGGUGCCAACCUCACUGCCUACGUUAUGAACAACACUAUUUCCGAAGCGCGACUCGAUGAUAUGGCAACGCGGAUCAUCGCAGCCUGGUACUACAUGCACCAAGAUCAGGGCUACCCCAAUGUCACCAUUGAUUCCUUCCAUCCGUAUAACCCUUUGAACUAUGAGGUUAAUGCACAAUCGGACCACUACCAGCUCGUGAGACAGAUCGGGGCUGCGGGAACCGUACUGCUCAAGAACGAGAUGAACGCAUUGCCGUUAAAUAAGCCAAGGAGUGUCGUGCUAGUCGGCAGCGACGCGGCUCCACCUGUUUCGGGACCGAACGAAUACUCUGAUCAGGGUGGUGACCCGACAGGCAUUCUGGCCCUGGGAUGGGGAUCUGGGACUACAAAUUUCACCUACUUGGUAUCUCCUUACGAAGCCAUCCAAGCACGUGCGAGACAAGAUCAGACUAGCGUCUUUUGGGACUUCGACAACUGGAACCUUGACCAGGCUGGCAAUUCUGUCAUAACUGCGGAAGUUGCGAUUGUGUUCAUCAACUCCGACUCUGGCGAGGAGACAGGAAAAACCUUGACAGCAUGGCAUGAGGGCGACGAGCUUGUUCUAGCUGUUGCUGCACAGAACAACAACACUAUUGUCGUCGUGAACAGUGUCGGACCGCUCAUUAUAGAGCCAUGGGUUGACCAUCCCAAUGUCACUGCUAUUGUGUGGGCAAGUCUUGGAGGUAACGAGGCCGGAAACGCGAUCGUGGAUAUUCUCUAUGGCGCCUGGAACCCGUCCGGACGUCUUCCGUAUACCAUCGCAAAAAAUGCAAGCGAUUACUCGGCGCAGCUCGUCCUCGGGGGUACUGCAACGGACAUUCUAUCCAUAGACUAUACCGAAGGCCUGUACAUUGACUAUCGCUGGUUCGACGCCCAAAACAUUACCCCACGCUAUGAAUUCGGGUAUGGUCUGAGCUACACGACGUUCGAAUACUCCCAACUCGUUGUUACACCUGUUGACGCUUCUGUGGACUCUGCUCAAGCAGAAUUGAUCCAGAACUGGGAGAAUGGGGGCACCUCGCCCAUUGAGGAAGGAUCUUCGACUGCAUUAUGGCUUCACAUGCCUUUGUUCCAGGUGACGUUCAACGUGGAGAAUACUGGACCGGUAUACGGAGGCGAGAUUCCUCAACUGUAUGUGCACCACCCUCCAUCCGCCGGGGAGCCUCCUUCUGUCCUGAAAGGUUUUACCGAUAUUGAACUGGUGCCUGGCCAAACUGGGCAGGCUUCCAUUACGAUCUCGCGGUACGAUCUGUCGGUGUGGGACGUUGUCAGGCAGGGGUGGGCGAAGCCGAAUGGAACCAUUGGGUUUUCGAUCGGCGCAAGUAGUAGAGACUUCAGGUUGGAUGGGACGUUCCCGCUCUGAGUUGGGAGUUGUUGAACCGGACUGAUUCUGAAUGCGAAUUUUGGACACGUAUUGGAUGCUCGUUGUCCAGCAGUACCCUCGUCGAUACGCUGUAAGUAAACUACGUAGUAAAUACCCACAGAGCGCAGGUAAUAGGCUUAGUAGUUCUCAAGAAGUGAAAACUCUCGUUUGGGCUUAUCUUGAUUUG
Messenger RNA from Pisolithus orientalis, 2970 nucleotides. RefSeq names its product glycoside hydrolase superfamily. Gene Ontology annotation, biological process: glucan catabolic process. The record is from RefSeq and is a predicted model, not a curated record. The coding region runs from base 237 to 2783 and encodes 848 amino acids. The transcript has 16 exons. Gene Ontology annotation, molecular function: beta-glucosidase activity. NCBI's taxonomy places the organism in Eukaryota, Fungi, Basidiomycota, Agaricomycetes, Boletales, Pisolithaceae.